This is a messenger RNA of Chenopodium quinoa (quinoa), 1769 nucleotides long. RefSeq lists its product as uncharacterized. The transcript is spliced from 7 exons. Lineage: Eukaryota; Viridiplantae; Streptophyta; Magnoliopsida; Caryophyllales; Amaranthaceae. The record is from RefSeq and is a predicted model, not a curated record. The coding region runs from base 973 to 1437 and encodes 154 amino acids.
GAAAGCAAGAAUCUGAGAAGAAAAUAUUAGAGCUGAUCAAAACAAGCCCGGCCCGCUGGCCUGACCCGACCCGACCCGAUUUUGGGCGGGUUUUGGGCAGCAUUUUUCGGCCCGAAAUCGGGUCGGGCCCGGCCCAACCCGAAUUUUUUUUUUUUUUUUUGCAGGCUUGGGAAUGCAUUUUUUAAGCUAUUUUAGUUCAUUGUUUUGGUCCGGCCCACAAGGCCCGUCCAUUUUGGGCGGUUUUGGGCAUGAAAAUUUUGGCCCGAAGCUAGGUCCGACCCGGCCCGCCCCCAGAAAUGGGCUGAUUAUUUAUGCCUCGGCCCGGCCUGGCCCGCCCAUUGAUCAGGUCUAGAAAAUAUUGUACCAGUAUAUUAUCUUAUAGGAUGAUAAGGUAUAGUUUAUCACAAAUAUAAAAAAACACCCAGUGUACAAUAGCAUUAUUGUAAAUCGGUUCAAAUAAAGUAAGUUAUCAUCUAAUUGUUUGCACCUUCUUCCUUAUUUUUCAUUUUCUGGAUCUUUCUUUCUUCUUUCAGUUUCACCCUCUAAUCUUACUUUCCUCUCUCUAAUUCUUUACUCUUUCAUUUUCUCUUCAUCUUCCAUGCCUAAGAAAUCACUUCCUCUAUUCUGAAAUUUUCAACCUACAAUUAAUCUUUUGUUGAUAAAAAAAUUUCGACCGUAAAACCAAUUUCUCAAAUGACGAUUUUUUCUCAAAAUUUUGUUUGAAUUGAGUUUUUGAUUUAUAUAAUUGAAAUUCAAUCGAUUGUUUCUAUCAACAUUUAAGAACCUCCAGACAUAAAAAUAGAUGAUUGGCUUCAUCUCAAAUCAUUAUCGAAGCGGCACAAAAAUGGCUAUUUGGUAUGGCAAAUUAAUCUUCGUUUCUUUUCGCUACAGUGAAACUACGACAUUGCUAAUGCCUUGAUAAGGCCACUAGAUGCACAGUAUAGAGCUAGAGAAUCAGAUCUGCCACUUUAGAUGACAAUAGGCAAUAGGACUCUCAUCCAGUCUUUGGAUCCUGAAGGAGAACAAGUUUUUCCUAAGUAUCAAUCUCUUGCUUCUAUUCCAAGAGUUUCUACUGAUGAUGUUCGACAUGAUAUACUUGUUAUUGUGCUCUAUGUUGCAAAUGAACCGCGAAAAAUUGUCACAACACUGAACAAAGAAUCAUCUGUUCGCGACUUGAUGGUGACAAAUCACAGCACUGAUUCACCAGUCAAAGUGUGUACCUGGAAUGAUUUAUCUGGAAGGCAGUGUAAGGCUCUUGUCUCUAACAGUGAAAAUUUCAAAGUAAUUGGCAUCACACCUUUGCGUCCUAUCACUCGCAAAGGCUUUCAGCUUGAAUCAUCUAUGUCUACUGUCAUAAUCGAAUCUUUUGAAGGUGAAAAGGUUGUUUCCUUAACUGAAUGGCAAAGAAAGCAUCGCAGUGUUCUUAUUGAGCAUUAGCUUAGAGUUACGGUUGCUUAGAAUCCACCUACAGAAAGAAUUUUAACAACAAUAUCCUACAUCAAAGCCAAAAAGGCAGCAAAAAUGCUUCCACGAGAGAUUUAUUGUCUCAGAGUUAUAGCAUCUGAUAUUAAGUACGACCGGCUUAGAGUAUAUAUAGGAUGUUCCUACUAUGGAAAGCGAACACAUCUACCACUUGGAACAGUCUAUGCUUGAAUUGUGAGAGGAAUGAAGUGUCUGCUACUUACCGGUAAAAACUGUCUAUGGAUUACAUUACAUAGAAAAAACAAUAUGUUACUUAUAACAAUUGAAAACAAACACUAAUUUUUCAA